CGCGUUUGAUUGGCUGAUAUUUAUCUAACUUUUAUUACAUAAGCGUUCCACUUUUCCACAAGGCUCUGGAACUCUUAUUCAGCCUCGAGGCUAUCCCAUCGCCAUCCCAAGAACAAACACAAGGGGAACAUCUCCCCAAUCCACCAGAACCCUCAACCACGCACCAUGGAAGCACCAACCUCACCUCCCAAAGCUGCAGAAGAAGCACCCGCCCCAGUAGCCCUCUUCAAAAAGCGCACCAACAAGAACAAAUCCAACAUCCGCAAGCGACCCGCCACUCCCCCUCCAGCCGGCUCCGAUUCCGACGACUACUCCUCCUCAGAAGAUGAAGCAGGCCACAAGAUAAAGCGCCGCAAGCGCAAUACCGGCACAAUAACCGCAUCUUCCAAACCCACCGCCUCCUCCACCGCCGAAAUCACACCCGCCGCCCACGCCGCUUCCCGCGCAGGCAUCACCAGCGCCAACGACGCCACCAAGACGACCGAGUGGUUCGAUGAGCGCCCGCCCUCUCUCUCUAGCAAGCAGCUCCUAGGCAGCACGCGCGCCCUUCCCGAAGCUCCAGAUGGAACAUACAAAGGCCUCGCGGCACAGAAACAGACGACGUUCAUCCAGCGCAAUCCCGACGCGCCGAAUCGCAACAUCGGGCCCAUCAAAGCCCCGACCAACAUCCGCACCAUCACCGUGACGGACUUUGCGCCGGAUGUGUGUAAGGACUACAAGACGACGGGGUUCUGUGGGUUCGGGGAUAACUGCAAGUACCUGCAUGCGCGCGAGGAUUAUAAGGCGGGGUGGCAGCUGGAUAAGGAGUGGGAGACUGUGACGAAGGGGAAGAAGAAUAUUGGCGGGACGACGGUGGCGAGGGCGGGACGGGGGGCGGCAGAGGAAGAGGAGGAAGCUGAUGAGGAUGCGGAGUUGGAGGGCGUGCCGUUUGCGUGUAUUAUUUGUCGCGAGGGGUAUAAGCAUCCGGUUGUGACGCGGUGCGGGCACUACUUCUGCGAGGCGUGUGCGCUGGGGAGGUAUAGGAAGGAUCCGAGUUGUGCGGCGUGUGGGUCGGGGACGGGAGGGGUGUUUAAUGUGGCGAAGGGGCUGAAGAAGUUGUUGGAUCGGAAGAGGGAGGCUGCUGCGAAGAGGAGGGAGAGGGCGAUUGAGGCUGGGGAGGAGGUUAGUGAGGAUGAGGAGGAGGGGAUGGAAGGAUGAAAGGUGGGGGAAUGCAAUGCUAUAAUUUUAAAAGAUAGAGACUGGGGAGGCCAGUAGGGAUAGAGGCUGUGGAGGAUGUCGCUCGGGAUAGUGCCUGGGGAGGAGGUCAUUAUUGAUAGAGGCUGGGGGAGAAGCUUAGUGAUAAUAGACGCUAGGAAGGGGGUCAAUAGGGAUAGAGGCUCAAAAAGAGGUCUGUGAAUAUGAUGAGGAAUGCGUAUCUAUCAUGUAUUUACUUAAUUUCAACUUUUACAAAAACAAAUUAUUAAUUUUACGG
Messenger RNA from Pseudogymnoascus verrucosus, 1471 nucleotides. RefSeq names its product RNA-splicing factor (gene CWC24). The record is from RefSeq and is a predicted model, not a curated record. Gene Ontology annotation, biological process: snoRNA splicing. Gene Ontology annotation, cellular component: U2-type spliceosomal complex. Gene Ontology annotation, molecular function: metal ion binding. Lineage: Eukaryota; Fungi; Ascomycota; Leotiomycetes; Thelebolales; Thelebolaceae. Bases 166 to 1197 code for a protein of 343 amino acids. The transcript has a single exon.